This is a messenger RNA of Musa acuminata AAA Group (dessert banana), 1690 nucleotides long. Its product is annotated as zinc finger protein 8-like. The record is from RefSeq and is a predicted model, not a curated record. The transcript has a single exon. Lineage: Eukaryota; Viridiplantae; Streptophyta; Magnoliopsida; Zingiberales; Musaceae. Gene Ontology annotation, molecular function: DNA-binding transcription factor activity. Gene Ontology annotation, biological process: trichome morphogenesis; response to gibberellin; trichome differentiation. Bases 743 to 1573 code for a protein of 276 amino acids.
CAAGAGGAUAUGUGGUGAGGUGAUGGAGGUCAUGGAGUGGUACUUGGAUGUCAUUUGGCGAGCCAAAAGCCAGCCUCAGCAGCCUCAGCGAACAGCUGCUGCUGCAGCCACUGUCAGGUCCCCUUUCAGCAGAUGGAGUAGUCUGCUCCUUUUGUCCACCCUCCGCUCCAUUACUACUAGUACACCUCACACACCGCCCCUCAUCAACCACAACUCCACAGAGAUGGUGGCAUACAUCGCCACCAGCGGAGGGAUUUGGAGUCAAACAGGACGGGGCGAGGAGAACAGCGCUCUUCCGUACAUCUCUCUUCCACUCCUCUCCUUCUGCUCUCACUCCUAGGCCUGCAACUUCUCCUUGAUCACUCCCAAAGCAUUUCUGCUUAAAGGGAGAUCAUGUCCUCUCCGCUGACUCUUUCUUCUACUGCUCUUCCUUAACGUCCAACGAACUCACAGACAGAGAAAGAGUUUGUGUGUGUGUGUGUGUGUGUGUGUGAGAGAGAGAGAGAGAGAGAGAGAGAGAGAGAGAUAGCAUGGCUUCCUACCUAAUACUUUCUCUGGUGCUUCAGUCUCUCUCUCCUCUCCUGGUUACCAACACUGUUGACAGUAUUCCUCAAGCCUAAUAACCAAGAGAGCCACCGAGAAGAAGAAGAAGAAGAAGAAGAAGAAUUGCUUUGAUAUCUUCUUUCUUCUUGUUUCUCUCUUCCCUCAUAGAAGCGAUCACAGAGCAGCGGAAGCAGCAGAGAUGAGCGAACGCGAGGCACGCGAUUUGAUGAGUGUAGACUCCUUCUCACAGCUCCCCUUCAUCCGUCCGGGCCCGAAGCCUUCCACCGCUGCUUCCGGCAUCCGCCUGUUUGGCAUCGAAGUCCCGCACCACCAUAACGCCGAAGAAGACAACGCCUCCAAAGACCACGCUGCCACCGCCACCACCAGCACUAACGGAGGAGGCGAGACUGCACGGAAGUUCGAGUGCCACUACUGUUGUCGUCACUUUCCGACGUCGCAAGCGCUCGGCGGGCACCAAAACGCCCACAAGCGCGAGCGUCAGCACGCGAAGCGAGCCCACCUCCAGUCCGCCGCCAUUGCCGCAGUCCACCACAGCCAGGCGGCCAUCUACGGCCAUCACGUCCACGGCCUCUUCAAUUACCACCACCCCCUUACCCCGCUCUCCCCCGCCGCUGCCCGCUUAGCCGUCGACUCCUCUGCGAUUCCCCCGCGCUACCCUUACGGGCACACUGCCAACGCUCGCUCCGGUGCUUGUUUCCACGGCUGUCUUGGCCCGGUGGCUCAGCCCAUCACCGUCAGCCCGUUGCCGGGCCUCUGGAGAGCCCCCGGCAUCGUGCAUGGUGGCGCCGCGAGCGUAGAAUUGAUCCAUGGCCACUCUCGCGUCCCUUCAGCCGUCGCCAGAGGAGAUCACGAGCCAAGAUUCACAGGAUCAGUUGACGGAGGUGUCAGAAUGAUGGGUGGCAACAAUCUCGACACUGCUGCUGCUUCUUCUGCGACUCCCAAAACCCAAUUCGCUCACCAGUUGAUGCCCAACAUGAAGGAGAACGUGAGCUUGGAUUUGCACCUGUGAUCAGUAUCAUCUUCCUCCUUUCCUUUCUUCUUCUUCUUCUUCUUUUCAUUCUUACUCAGCUUCUUCCAUCAUGCCGUUGUAUCGUUGAGAGAUCAAUAUAGCAUCUUCUUUGGCAGA